Histoplasma mississippiense is the source of this 1458-nucleotide messenger RNA. RefSeq lists its product with no specific name. The transcript is spliced from 2 exons. The record is from RefSeq and is a predicted model, not a curated record. Lineage: Eukaryota; Fungi; Ascomycota; Eurotiomycetes; Onygenales; Ajellomycetaceae. Bases 1 to 1458 code for a protein of 485 amino acids.
AUGGCUGCCCAGACCUUCCGAUUCAACUCUACGAUGAUGAAUGCAAACUUCCAGCUGCAGGAUGAGAAGGCCGCUCCUGUAGUCUCGGCUGUAAUUUUCGAUCCACCAACAAAUCCCGUUUUCAUUCCCCCUAAGCAAAAAUGCCAGAGACCAACUAUCACACCUCUCAAAAUCAAGCCGAAACAGAAUCGACUAAAUGAACCGAGUCAUUUAUUGGAUAGAAGCCAUGCAGGAUAUUUCGAUUCCUUGUUCUCUGAGGAUGUAGCUGGAAAUCAACCUGGAGGAAUGGUCCGACCCUCAAGGCAAUCCUCUCUUCACGUUCUUCUGAGUCCUCCAAACGUGUUGGAUGAUGACGACGACAGUAACCUGCGAACCGGAUCAGAGACCCCUGAUUCAGUAAGAUCAUUAUCGUUAGACUCUAUCCCGUCAUUAGAUAACGAUGACGAUAUUCCCACCCCGCUCGGUGACCCGCCAACGCCAUCCCUUACCACUCCCCAUCGAUUGCCGUUCGUUCGGAAGCAGCGUGUCUUCUCGCCCAGCGAGGCCUGUCCCGAAGACCAUCCUCUCCUCUCCACGUCAUUACCCGAGAACCUCAUGUACAUCGAUGAAACUCCCACAAAGAUGCCAGUAUACAGGUCGAACUCCUUCCGAGCCCUUCCAAAAUUAGGGGCAACCGUCAAAUCCAACCUCACUGCGUCCCUCCGAGCGAUCAGAUCCGCUGCCCAAAGUGUCUCCAAUUUCACAGCCCCCUCCGUGCGAUCCGAAGAUUUCUUGACACGAUCCUUCUUCGCAUUCUCUCCAGAACUAACGGACGAUAAACACCCCGUUCUAAUGAAAAACACCCCUUCGCCGGCACUCUGCCGCUACGUAAACCCCUUAACAAUAUCCGCAGCAGAUAUCCAUAUCUACAGCGAGUCUCCACGAGGAACUCCUGUUGAACCCACCAGAUGUACAGCGUGCAUUCAAAUGCAGACAUACAACUUGUCAACGGUCAAGAAAAGACGCAGAAAAUGUGUAUAUCUCCCAGCCGCGACUGAGAAUGGCUAUGAAUCCGACCUUGACUGCCAAGACGAAGAUGUGAACGAUGAGGAAGACGAAGUGGAAGAUGAAGAUGAAGAUGAAGAAGACGAAGAAGAUAGAGAAUACGAAGACGACGAUGACGAUGACGAUGACCGUCCACGAUUCCACCUUCCACGGCAUAGAGAGCCCAGAGAGAACGGCGAUUUUCUUCGAAUCGUCGUCUUGGAAAUGAACAUGCAACGCCGUGGUAAACUACGCAGUGACGUCCCCGGUCGAGCAAAGCCCUGGCUUCCGCCGAGAAAGGUGAUGAUGGGGUUGUCAUUACCAUUAUCACCUUCUUCUUCUGCGGGGCUCUAUGUGGGGACAGGUGGGGCAGGAUAUACGAGCCGCAAGAUUCCGCGAAGGUGGAUUCCAAUAUCCAUGGAUGAUCUAGGAUGA